Molecule: messenger RNA, 3325 nt
Organism: Miniopterus natalensis
Lineage: Eukaryota; Metazoa; Chordata; Mammalia; Chiroptera; Miniopteridae
Source: RefSeq, a predicted model, not a curated record
AUGCCGCCCCGCAGCCCGCACGCCGCCGCGGUCCUCCUGCUCUUGAUCCUAAAGCAGCAGCCUUCCAGCCCGGCCCCGCGCAACGGAUUCGACUGGACCUAUUUUGGUCCUGAUGGGGAGAAGAGCUGGCCCAAGAACUACCCAUCCUGUGGGGGCCUGAUGCAGUCCCCAAUAGACCUGCACAGCGACAUCCUCCAGUAUGAUGCCAGCCUGGCGCCCCUUGAGUUCCAGGGCUACAACGCAUCUGCCAACGAGCAAUUUACCCUGACCAACAAUGGCCAUUCAGUGAAACUGAAGCUGCCCCCAGGCAUGCAUAUCCAGGGCCUCCCAUCCCGCUACAGCGCCACACAGCUGCACCUGCACUGGGGGGACCAGAAUGACCCCCACGGCUCCGAGCACACUGUUGGUGGGAAGCACUUCGCUGCUGAGCUGCAUAUUGUCCAUUAUAACUCGGACCUGUACCCCAAUGCCAGCAUCGCCAGCAACAAGUCAGAAGGCCUCGCCGUCCUAGCUGUCCUCAUAGAGAUGGGCUCCUUCAAUCCAGCCUAUGAGAAGAUCUUCAGUCACCUUCAGCAUGUAAAGUACAAAGGCCAAGAAGUGCACAUUCCAGGCUUCAGCAUUGAAGAGCUGCUGCCCGAGAGGCCCGCCGAGUACUAUCGCUACAGAGGAUCCCUGACCACGCCUCCCUGCAACCCCACUGUGCUCUGGACGGUUUUCAGGAACCCCGUGCACAUUUCCCGGGAGCAGCUGCUGGCUUUGGAGACAGCUCUGUACUGCACACAUGAGAACGACCCAUCCCCCAGGGAAAUGGUCAACAACUUCCGGCAGGUCCAGAAGUUUGACGAGAGGCUGGUGUACAUCUCCUUCCAACAAGGAAUCAUUCUCUCCGUGGCCCUGGCUGGCGCUCUUGGCAUCUGCAUUGUCCUGGCAGUAUCCAUCUGGCUUUUCAGCAGGAAGAAGAGUAGCAAAAAAGGUGGCACCAAUAAAGGAGUCAUUUACAAACCGGCCAUCAGGAAGGAGACCGAGGCCCACGCCUAGGCCCCGGCACUCCAGGAACAUCAGAGGAAGACUACUUUGGACGCUACACACUGUGGCUCCCUGGACACUUGAAAUAACUGAGGGCUCGAUGGAGCUCAACCCGCAAACACCCCAGACCUUUGGAGACCUCUAGCUGGGUGACCCACCAUUCUGAUGCUACGGCCACUCCCAGUGCGAUCGAGGGUAGGAAGAGCUCGCCAAGGAGGCAGGAACUCUGAGCUGUCUGCUUCAUCUGUGUGAGACCAGUAAGAGGUCUGGAGUCUGGGGACACAAACCAUGUCGCCUGGUGGGGGCUGUUAUUGAUUGAAAAACACUUCUCCAGGGGUUCACUCAAGUGUGGUUUCCAAUGCCCUGGAAAUUCUGCUCCUUGUCCAAGCUUUCAAACCAGAAUGUACACCCCCUCUUCGGUUUUCCUUUUGAGACCUGAGUCUGUUUUCUCAGGGAAGGCUAUUUUUUCUUCCUCUGAUUUCCUUCUGCUGUGAUAGAACCUUUAGUCUGACCUUGUAACUUGGAGAGUUGGGGGUGAAAUGGGAAGCAUUGAUACAGGAAGGGUCAAGGCAUCUGAGACAAAAAGAAAACAAGAGAUAUUCUUAGAAAGAUAGUAGAGGCAUCUUCAAAUUCCUGUCCUUUGGCUCUGACUAGACAGUAGAGAGAGAAUGGAAGACACGUAGGAUCUGGAAGAGUCUCAGAAGCUGUAAGACAGACUGUUAAGCCCAAGCCCAACCUCCUGUCAGGGGGGCAGUUACGGUUUAUACUCUAUAGAUUUUAUCAAUAAUUAGGCUAUUCCUUGAAAAUGUGCUGCUGCUUUCUCUCUGCUAGAGCAGAUGUGAGUUCUGAGAAUCUAGAGAAAAUAGGCAGAAGCAAAGUGAUUGAAGAGCUUUGUCUCUUUCGCCCAAAUUUAAUUUCUGCUACCUUUGUGGGGUCCCUACUAUCAACCUGGAAUUGGGACUUACCUACCUCUCUGACACUGAGGAUGUCGAGCCAUGGCUCAGUUAAAACAUAUUUUCAAGGUCUAACUGCAGGGAGUUAUCUGAGCUGGGACUGGCAGUGUGGUAUUUAGGGACCAAACUAAAGGAAUGUUACAAAGAUCCCUUCUGGUCUUCCCCCAAGUCCCAAAGACAGUUUCUGAGAAGACCCAACUCCUUCCCCAUCCCCUUUGAUGGAAGAGCUCCUUGGAGAUCAGUGAGUUCCAGGACCCAGGAGGAGCCUCCACCCCCAACCUCUCCAGGUCAGCACCUCCGGGUUCACAGAGCUUUGACUCCCAGUCUCAUUCUGACAGCAUGGAAUGUCCUCUGGAAGCACAGAUUUCUUCAUAUCCCCUCUACCUUCUGCUCCUCCCUCUGACUCUGACAAGUCUUCGCCUUUCUCUACUGUCACAGCUCUUCAUAGUGAUGCAAGCCCCAUGUCUCUGUAGCUUGUUUGCUAGGCAGAGUUGCAAAUGACCUGGUGGAGACUUGGAAAUGUGGGUGUUUGCAAGGCUUCUGACUGGGGCCUGGGGAAUCUGAUCCUGCCUUUAGCUCACCUGAUGCUGAUCAAAUGGCAGCAGGGACAGCCCAGUGACUGCGGGAUAUGAACUAGGUGAUGCUUUCUCGGCCUCGGCCCAACGCUGCCAGUCAGAAGUCAACAUGAACCACCCAGAGCUGUGGGGCUGACUCAGAAAGCUCUCUACACCUUUGGUGGACAAAUUUCGUGAGAGAACAGAGAACACUACCUGGCACAGUGCUUUCAUAAAAAAAGAUUUUCUAGGCAGUGAAACAGUGGAUUGUUCUUGCCCUCUCCCCCUCACACAGCCCAGGCUCUCGUUCCUUAGCCCUCGUGGCUGAGACGAAACAAAGCCAGGGAAGCAAACAGAAGGCUCCAAGAAUCAAUAUUCGACUUCCCUGCAGAAGUGGGAAACCUUUUCUCAGGUUUUCACUCAUUCCACGGACACCAGUUGCCCCUAAAGGAAACCAGUGCCUUGGUUUGGUUUGGUUUCUUUAGUAUCAUCUGGUAAAAAUAGUAGAAACCUAUACCUGUUUCCUUAAUAGACACUCGGGAUUUUGCUGCAUUGACUAGUACUCACAUUUCAAGUUCAGACCUUAAAUUGUCUCCCCAUUUCACUAAGCUCUCUGAGGGCCUCCUGCGGGCCUUGGGGUCUGCAGCACCCCUCUGUCCCUGUGCCUUGGAUGGACCACCAGUCACUGUGAUGAAGGUCCGUUUAGCACUUCUGAAUUUAUUGUAAGAAUGAUUGUAAUGAAGACACACUGUAAAUAUGAGAAAUUUUAAAUAAAAAGUUUUUCACAGGAGA